GCUAUUCUCCCAAACGUCCUGCUUGCUUGUUGCAGCUGUACAAAAAGCACGAGAAAAGGGCUAGCAAGGACCGGAGUAAAGACUGGCGAGCGCGCAAGGCAGCUCGGACGCCUCGCCAUGACAAGAUGUGGAGGACUGCUCCUGCACCACAAACGCACUUGAGGCGUCGAUGGCUUGAUAGGUACUGCACUUCGCCUGAGGCGGUGGAUGCUUUGCUGGGUGCUGUGGAUAUCACGGGAUGCGUUUUGGACAUGUGCGGUGGGCCCACGGACGCCGUCGCGACCCGUCUUCGAUCCGCGUGCGAGAUACUCACGAACGACGUUAGCUCACCGCCGCACCCGUACGAAGCCGCCGCAACCCGGUGAAGCUGGUAUGUAGCGGGCCAGAUCUGCUUUGUAUUGACCAAUCAGAUAGCUUCAUUGUGCUUUGCAUCGUAAAAAUGCAAGGUCAUCCAAACCUUUUUGCUUUGCAUUGGCCAAUCAGUGCCCUGCAUUUGCUUUGCAUUUGCUCUGCAUCGCGCGCGCACGCCGAGGUAGCGCCGCACCUAGAGUAGUGCUGCUGUCAUGCCCUAUCCUGCUGGAGCGAUGCUCUUCUCCGCGACUCUAGUCGGCAGACAUGCUUGUUGAGCCAAGCACAGGGAGGACAAGGCGAAGGGCUGGAGCGUAGUCGACCACUUGGGGUAUGAUGGCGAGGCCCAAUGCUCCUGCUGGCCCUGACCAGUUGAUGAACCUACCUGUUGCUGCAGCACAGCAGCACACCAUGCUUCUACCUGCUGCUGUAACAAGAGAGCGGGAGGUGCCCAACCUUCAAAGCGGAAGGAUGCGUAUGGAGACAUCAGUAACAUGAGCGACUGCGCGCUAUGAAGGGCGCUGCCUGCACGGAAAGCGCUGCAUGUCCAUGCAUCAUGGAUUCACCAACACGGCAGGAAACCAACGAGCCCGUACUUCACGCAAGAACGUUGCGAUAGGGAGAGGCCGCAUGAUGAGGGUGGGUCGAUUGAUGGAGAAUUACGAUGCUGCCCAAGACGAGCGGGAACCAGCGUGGUUGUGCAUGAAAAGAGUGCUCGGUGGGCAUCUCUACCGCAUCCCGUGUGCUGCCUCCGCCGAGGGAAUGCGUGCAGAACGUGGGGGUGGAUGGGAUGUUGAGUGUUGACGGCAUCGCCAACAGGUGGUUGUGGCUGUCGUUCGAUUGCCCAUGAAUGUCCUGGUCGGCAUUGAGCUGCUUUGCUAUGGGCGGGGUUUCCCAAACUAAUAAAUAAAUAUACAUGCUUGGCUAGAGGAGGGAUGAGACUAGGAACGUCGAGGGA
Ectocarpus siliculosus is the source of this 1306-nucleotide messenger RNA. NCBI's taxonomy places the organism in Eukaryota, Phaeophyceae, Ectocarpales, Ectocarpaceae. The record is from the annotation of a GenBank genome assembly.